Messenger RNA from Stereum hirsutum FP-91666 SS1, 1206 nucleotides. RefSeq lists its product as uncharacterized. The record is from RefSeq and is a predicted model, not a curated record. The annotation marks the transcript as partial. Lineage: Eukaryota; Fungi; Basidiomycota; Agaricomycetes; Russulales; Stereaceae. The transcript is spliced from 3 exons.
GACAGCGACGUUGCGGAAUUAGAGGUAAGCUCAGGGGCAGCGAUCGAUGUGGAAAUUCGGGACUUGGAGUUUCUUGGAUCAUACUCUUGGAUGAAAACGUCGACGCCCACCAUUGUCGUUCCAGGUAUGCCACGUAAAUGGGUUGGAAGCCCUCUACCGGUACAACUCCCAGCCGAUCAAACUGCCACUUUCGUAGACCAGAACGGUCAUCUCGUGCCCUCCACUCCUCUUCUUCCGCUCUUUCUUGCUGUCGACGCCAUGCCGGAUAUACGCACACCUUCUACCCCGGCUGCAACGUCUGGCGCUACACCUAAGGUCCACUGGCCUGAUACUGACUUCAUCACGGACCGCAACAACCUUCGUAAACUUCUCGGCUGGGUUAACGGUAAAUCUGACAAGAAACAAUGGAGGAUCGAUACGCAGCUCGUUGGUAACAAAACGAUGUUGCUCAGCCGGUGGGAGCCCAGGACCGCUGUGGGAGCGGAUGGGAAAGGCUUUGGGCAUACGUUCGAGUUGGGAAUGACUGUAGGUUCGGCUGCAGCGGGAAAUGAGGUCUACGAGGGAUAUCGUCGAAUUAUCAAAAUAUAUGGACUGAACAUGUUAGUCCGUUUCGAAGUGGACGCAUACAUGGAACUUCCGCCGCCACCCACACCACAAAAUCAGAUCUCGCAAGGCUCACAGUCCAGCUCAUCGAGGCCACGGAAUCCGCGUCGAAAACAUAGCACCAAAGCGAAUGCCCCAGCCUCUCUACCACAAAGCAAUCCGAAUCAAUCUGCGCAACUGGUCAAAGUCAUCCACGGCGGUGCAUUUAUCCCGCAUCAAUCCAGUAUCAUCGAGAUCAAGACAUGUCUCUUGUCCAAGAUGUCCUCGAAGAAAACCGAAUCAUAUUCCCAGCUCUUCUUUUCUCAAACCCCUCAUCUCUACGUCGCCGGGCAUACGGGAGGCAUGUUCUCCGACAUAGAAAAGAAUGAUGUCUCGAAGGGAGACUUGGCGGGCCAGCACGACACGCUCCUGUUGAAGAAUGGGGCGUUGAAGAGGUUGAUCGUGGCAUUAAGGCGAAUUCAAGAGCUGGUCAGAAGGGAGGGUAAAGGGCGAAGUUUGACGUUGGUGUUUGAGGAGAAGACGUUGCAGGUUUACCAGAGAACAGGGGGAAGCGGCGGAGGUUUGCUUCCUGACGAUGCCAUUACUAGGUUCGAGGUACAGUAA